AUGGUCGAUGGCCCAGUGAUUCGAGGUCGCCUUACCCGAGUUUCUCGGUCCAUCCGGGCGGUCAUGCGCUGCCUGGGUGGAAACAGAGAAUCUCAAGAUGGGGCACAGCGAGCGAUGCUGCUUUUGUGUGAGCUUCUUGAUUUACUUAGCCGACUUCAAGACCAACUGAACUGGGCAGAGGACAAAUGGGUCGUGGAUCCAUCACGUCUACGUAACCUCGAUGAGGUACUCCGUUCGUUCGAGUCAACCAUUGGGUCAAUCGAGAUCUACUUUCAGCCUGGUGGUAUCACCGCUCGCUCAUUUAGGAAGCGUUUACUGGAAAACACAUUCAUUCCUAGGCUGGAGCAGUUUAAAGUUAUGAUGCUCUUAUCCAUGCAACCUGAGUCUCGGGAGAAGGCAAAAGUCGAGGACAAACUCCGAAACGUACUCCGUCGCUUUCACGAAAUGGACCAUAACGGGAUAAGAGCAAGCACACCAGACGCCAAUGAGUUCCACGCUACUACGAGCCAAAUCGCUACCAAGAGCUUUAUGAGAUUGGCAGAUCUUUGCAACAAAAGGCUUAAGGGAACAUGUGAAUGGAUAUUUGACAAUGACACGUACACAAAAUGGCUUUUUGGAUGUAGCAGGACCCUUUACUGCGUUGGACCAGCGGGCGCUGGAAAGACUUUUCUUGCAUCCACCAUUAUCGACAAUCUACAGAGAACGUUUACAUCUGCAGACGUAGCGGUCAUUUUUAUUUUCGGUCAUGAUGAGGCGGACGAAGAGACGAGCUCUGUGGGGUUCCUUGAUAAAAUCCUUGCGCAACUUGUGUAUCGGAAGCGAGUACCAUCUCACCCUACUGCUUGCUUGUACAAAUCCAAGUCUUUCGCCGAGGGAAACGUGUCAGCAAAGACAUACCAAGAUGCUAUUCGCGCUGAGGUUAACAGAUUCUCUCGGGUCAUGUUCGUCAUUGACGGAAUCGAUAUGCACGUGGAGAAAGACCGCAUUAUUAAUCGCCUUCAAAAACUGCCGGAUCAUGCACAGCUUCUUAUUACCUCACGCGAGGCAAAAUAUGGGUCCAAAGACGAACAUGUAUCUGUCUUGGCUACUCCUGGGGAUCUUGAAACCUAUGUCUGCGCCCGCAUUGACCAGGACGAAAGUUUGACUGCCAUGCUGGACCAAUACGCGCCUGAAUUGAAGGUCGCUGUUAUUCAACAAGUUGCCCGGAAGUCGCAUGGUCUGUUUUUAUUGGCUCGGCUGAAUAUGGAUCUUUUAUCUAGGUGUCAAGACGGAAACCUACUACAACGGUCACUUUUUCAUUUACCUGAGAAUCUAAAUGACGCUUAUGGCGAGUCGAUGACCAGAAUUAUCAGCCAGAAUCCCUUCGCCAGUCGCUGCCUAUAUUGGACAUUAUAUGCCCAGAGGCCUUUGACUGUCUCGGAACUAAACUUUGCGGCAAGCUAUGAAGUAAAUGGGAAUAGCGCCUCGAAGGAGCCCUCAUCAACCGAACAUUCCAUGCUCUAUGAGGCUGCUGGACUAUUGACAAUUGAUGCUAUGAGUGGAACAGUUCACUUGGUGCAUAAGACAGCCAAGGAGUAUCUAAGUGGACCAGCAGCUCGAGUGUUCUUCCCAACUGCCAAAGUGAACAUCGCCGAUGUCUGUCUCACAAUCAUCACCCCCGACGAUGUUAUUGAUGACUGCUAUGUUAGCAAGGAAGCUAUACCUCGCAAGCCCCGGGGAAAGCUGCUCAACUACGCUACAACCUACUGGGGUCACCACGCUGGCGAGGUCGGCGAAGAUGAGCAAGCGACGCAGGUUCUCAUUCGGGCUUUCCUCAAUAAGCUGUCCUGGAGAAGACCCCCUGGAACAAACUCUUGUGCCCCCGGGCUUGAGAUGCCGAAGCAGCUGGGCCUCGGGAAAUAUUUCUCCGACUGGGCCUCUCUGCAUGUGCUCGCCUACUUUGGCAUUAUUGGAAAGGCAAGACGCUUGAUUGAACAAGGUGCAGAUAUUAAUGACUGCGAUAAUCAGCUCGGUGUCACUGCACUUCACUGUGCAGUCUAUCGAGGCAAUGAAGAGAUGGUUGAUUUGCUCCUUGCCUCUAAAGCCAACAUAAAUGCCAUCUCCAAAGACGGUAAAACGGUGUUGCAUAUUGCAGGGGAGCAAGGACAUCGAAAACUGGUCAAGCUUUUGCUUCAUCGAGGUGCAAACUCUAGAACAGCCAGCAAAGAAGGAGCGACAGCUCUUCAACUAGCUGUUGGGACAACCCAUGAUGAAGCAACUGUCCCCCUCCUGAUCAAAAGUCGGUUUGAUAUGGAUGUUCAAAAUACAGCCACGGGUAAUACGGCUCUUCAUUUAGCAGUCGAAUUGAAGCGACCGCGCAUACUUGCGUUCCUUCUCGAAAAAGGGGCUAGCAUGAACAUCUUAAACAGAGAUGGGAUGACGGCACUGCAACUCGCUUGCAAAACCGACAACUGUGAGGCUGCUUCUCUGUUGCUCGAACGUGGCACUCAGUUGGAAACUCGCUCGUCCUAUGGGAUGACUGCUUUGCAUAUCGCCGCAUUGGAGAACAACUGGGUAGCAUUUGACAUGCUGGUCAUUGGGGGUGCAGAUAUCAAUGCAUGGGAUAGUGAAGGCGAGUCCUUACUUCACAAGCAAGCCCGCGACCCAUCUGCAAUUUCUGUUGCUGCACAUCUACUUGCACAAGGUGCAAAUCUCGAGGCCUGUAACUCUCAGGGAUAUACACCCUUACAGUGCGCUGCUGCGGCUGGAAACAAAGCAAUGUUCCUGUUCCUGGCAGACCAAGGGGCAAGACUUGAUGUUCAAACCGCAAAGGGAGAGACUCUUCUUCAUAUCACACCCCCUCUGAACCAAGACUGCCUUGACAUUCUGGAAUCACUGUUUGAAUGUAACUUCAGUGCCAAUGCGACAACCUGUAGUGGCUUAACGCCUCUGCACCAUCUUGUCAUCAAUGAUUUCAAUUUGUCAGAUCACUCGACUGAGCAUACUGCCAGUUUCAUAUCAUUACUUUUGUCCCAUGGUGCAAACAUCAAUGCCCCAGUGGCCUCUUGCAAUGCCGAGACGGCACUUCAUUUGGCAGUGAUUGCAAAAGUCCCGCGCGAAUCACUGGUGUCGCUACUCAUCAAAUGUGGCGCGUCGCUCGAUUCAAGAACUUCCGAUGGAAAGACACCAUUACACUUGGCUGCUGAACGAGGCCGACAUAACAUUUUCCAAAUCUUGUUAGAUGCAGGCGCGGAUCCUUCAAUCCAGGACUUUGUGGAAACCCCAACCAACGACAAAUUAACGGGUGGUGGGCUUACUGCGCUUGACCUGGCGCGCAAGAACCCUAUUAGUGUGCUUUGGUUUGACGAUUCAGGCAAACUACAGUCUCCGCCGCCGCCGCCGAUGCAGCAGCGCAGGAGCCUAGCGACAACCAUUGACGAGCUCGAUACUGAAUCCGAAAUUGGUGAGAUAGGAGGAUCAACGUUGGUUGGUGAGGAUAGCUCGAUUUGGGGAUCAAGAGCAUCAACUACUUCUGUUGAUCUUCCGUCUAUUGUUUCUUCAUGCUAA
Messenger RNA from Penicillium canescens, 3546 nucleotides. Its product is annotated as NACHT and Ankyrin domain protein. Gene Ontology annotation, molecular function: protein binding. The record is from RefSeq and is a predicted model, not a curated record. The transcript has 6 exons. The coding region runs from base 1 to 3546 and encodes 1181 amino acids. NCBI's taxonomy places the organism in Eukaryota, Fungi, Ascomycota, Eurotiomycetes, Eurotiales, Aspergillaceae.